AUGUCCUCGGAGCUGUUUUCGAAGAUUGUGGAGAAGCUUUCAAGCGAAUACUUACAGGGAAAGGACAUUCAUCUGAGGGCUGCUGAACAAGAAGAUGCCGAAUUGAGGAGCAAACAGGACAUCAUCAAGUGCUACUAUGAGGCUUUGCAUUUGAUGCAGCGACCACUAAGCGGCAGAAUACCACAUAUUUUCGCAGCUUCGCACCCGAGCGAGCGAGUACCGACUUACACGGUAUUCGGUGGCCAAGGCAACACCCAGGAUUAUUUCACGGAGCUACGAGGUCUAUAUGCGACAUACGGGUGCUUGUUGGACGACAUCAUCGAUUUCGGCAGCAUGAUAUUCGAGCAACUCCUAGGCGAAGAUACAGUGAUCGAUCAAUACCCACUCGGCCUGGACUUCGCCAAGUGGCUGAAAAAGCCUGAGACUACACCGGACUCGGAUUAUCUACUUUCAGCACCCGUGAGCUUCCCACUGAUUGCACUUGGACAGCUUGCCAGCUUCUAUAUCGCUUGCAAGGUCUGGGGCUUGACACCCGGAGACGUUAUCGAGAACUUGCAGGGCUCGACUGGACACAGCCAGGGCAUCAUCGUGGCUGCAGGUUUAGCUACAUGUAGGACCUGGGAUGACUUCGAGGGCACGUUUCGAGCAUGUCUCGUUGCCCUGUUCUUUACCGGAUGUCGUUCUCAGCAGCAGUUUCCACAUAAGACUUCAUGGCAAAAGAUGGUCCAGGACGAUGCUGAGUCUGUGGAAGAGCCGACGCCCAUGAUCAACAUCAAGCACCUUCCACGCGCAGAGCUGGAGAAGCAGGUGAAUGCUUUCAACCACCAUUUGCCUCGAUACCAGCAUGUCGCAGUUGCGCUUGUCAAUGGACCGGACAACAUCGUGUGCGGUGGCCCGCCAGAGUCACUGAAGAGCUUCGUGUCCUGGUUGGAAGAUGUGAAGAAGUCACAGCAAAAGAACAAGCCGCUCAGCGGGAAGAUCUUGGAAACUCGCUACCUGCCCAUCAGUGCGCCAUUUCACACAUUCUAUCUCGCCGACACUCGCGAAAUCAUUGUGGAAGAUAUGGUGCGUCACAACAUCAUUAUCAAGCCUUCCGAUCUCUUAAUCAGCGUUUACGACAGCAAAACUGGUCGUGACCUGCGCGAAGUGGAAGAGGAGGCGCUUUUCCCGAUCCUCACGUCGGCCAUCACAACAGAAAUGGUGGACUGGCCUGCCGCUACCACUUUCCCUACCCGAUCAUGCAUAAUAGAUUUCGGUCCGGGCGAGACCAGCGGCGUUGGUACGCUGCUGCAUCGGUCUAAGGAAGGUACUGGCACUCGCGUCAUUCUUGCUGGUCCCUUACAAGGCAACAUGCCUCAUGUGGGCUACAAGCCAGAUCUCUUCGAUGCGCCGUCUGCAGAUUCAAACCAGAGAUCAGCGGACUGGCUGCGCGAUUUUGAGCCCUCCUUAUUGACUGAUGCAUCCGGGCGAACGAUAGUCAGCACCAAGAUGAGCCAGCUUCUCGGAACACCACCUCUAAUGGUUGCUGGAAUGACACCGACAACCGUUCACCCCGAUUUUGUUGCUGCCGUCAUCAACGCCGGAUACCACUGCGAACUGGCUGCUGGUGGCUAUCCUAAAGAGGAACUUCUCGUGAAAGCAAUUCACACCAUUGAGCAACUUAUUCCUGCCGGCAAGGGCAUUACAAUUAAUCUGAUCUACUCUGCGCCUCGACAGAUCGGAUGGCAGAUUCCCUUGAUCAAGAAAAUGAUACAACAAGGCACACUGAUUGAUGGGAUCACCUUUGGUGCUGGUGUACCGUCUAUCGAAGUCGCUACAAACUACAUCACGGAUCUCGGCAUCAAGCACAUCUCGUUCAAACCUGGAAAACGUCGAGGCUAUCCAUGGACUGGAGGUCGAGGAGGCGGUCAUCAUUCGACCGAAGAUUUUCAUGCACCCAUACUUCAAACAUACGCUGCCAUUAGGCGUUGCCGUAACAUCAUACUUGUGGGCGGUUCAGGAUUCGGUGGAGCUGAUGAUACCUAUCCAUAUCUUACCGGCUCGUGGGCUGCUAAGUACAACCAGCCACCUAUGCCUUUCGAUGGCAUUCUGUUCGGCUCGCGCAUGAUGGUCGCCAAGGAGGCGCAUACCUCGCUUCAAGCAAAACAAGCAAUUGCUGCCUGCCAAGGAGUUGAAGACAGCAUGUGGCAAAAAUGUGCUGGCAUCAUCACUGUCAAGUCGGAGAUGGGUCAACCUAUCCACAAGAUCGCUACUCGCGGCGUCAAGCUUUGGGCUGAAAUGGACAAAAACAUAUUUUCGCUUCCGAGGAACAAACAGGUAGCUGAACUUCAGAAGCAGAAGAGCCACAUCAUAGAACGCCUCAACAAAGACUACCAGAAAGUCUGGUUCGGCUACGAUUUCGCCCUUGGAAAGGCUGUUGAUCUCAAAGAUAUGACCUAUCAAGAUGUUGCUCGUCGCAUGGUCGGACUACUGUACCUCAACAAGCGCUCGCAGUGGAUUGAUCCAUCUUACAUCCGCAUCUUUGGAGAUUUUGUCCGUCGCAUAGAAGAGCGUUUGCCUCUCUCGAAUGCGGAGUUGACACAGCCCAUCUUUACCAGCUACGCUGAUUUUGACGAGCCAUUCGAAGCAUUGGCGCCACCCUCGGGUACGCUUAUCAGGACCAGCAAGACCCCAGCUUAUCAACCAGGAAGAUCCAGGACUACUUUCUUGCCAUCUGCCGCCGCCCAGGACAAAAGCCAGUACCUUUCAAUUCCUAUUCUCGAUGCCAACUUCGAGACAUGGUUCAAGAAAGACUCACUUUGGCAAUCAGAGUUCGUUGAUGCCGUCGUUGAUGAGGAUGUGCAGCGAACCUGUAUCCUACAAGGUCCUGUUGCCGUCAGAUAUGCGACUCCGCAGAACAUCAACGAGCCGGUGAAGGUAAUCUUGGAUCGAAUCAACGAGAGCCAUCUUGACUGCAUCCUUCAGCAGAUAUACGGCGGCGACGUGAAGGCCAUACCCACUGUCGAAUUCUUCGGUCAUCAAGCUACCCAUAAGUCUGCUCGCCAGCAAGGUUUGUCAAUUGUCCUCGAGCCAAACGCGACUACAUUCAAGAUCCCUGCUGAGCUCAGCGAGCUGCCUUCGCCCGACGAGUGGUUUGACCUUCUUGCUGGAAAGAAGCUCUCUUGGCGCUAUGCUCUCUUCAAGAGCAAGAGUGUAAUGAGUGGACAGAGUAUGAUUCCGAACCCGAUCAGACAAGCGUUUUCACCCGCGCACAAUCUCUCCGUCAUGAUCACGGACAAGCUUCGUCACAACUAUGUCUCUAUCACCAUGAGCAGCGACGGUACAGUUCAGACUGAUCUCUCGAUUGCGACCGAGCCUGGCAACAAGAUCAUUCUCCGCAUGUACUGCUACCUCAACGCUGGAAGCGAGCCACUGCCAUUGGAAUUCCGCUUCUCAUACCAUCCUGAGACGCCUCAUGCACUACUGCAUGAAGACAUUGAGGGACGUACAGACAGGAUCGUCGAUUUCUAUAAGAAGCUUUGGGUCGGGAAGACUUACAAGACUCCUGUCCUACCCAGUGGUCGACAGUCUUACAAGGCUAACGGUGGCGAGCUCACGAUCACAUCGGACAUGGUCGAUAAAUUCAUGGCAACCAUUGGUGGCGGCAUGCGACGCGCGGACAAAGAGGGAUUAGUGCCCAUGGACUUCGCCAUCGUCGUAGGCUGGAAGGCUAUUAUGAAGGCCCUUCUUCUGGUUCAUGCUGAUCUCCUCAAGCUAGUACACUUGUCCAACAAAUUUCGGAUGCACCCUGGAGCCUCGCCCUUGAAGGUCGGCGAAAAGACAGAAAGCUUUGCGCGAACCACUUCCAUUACCAUAUCGGAUACUGGCAAGACUGUCGAGGUUUGCGCGACUAUCAGCAGGAACCAUGUGCCAGUCAUGGAUGUUAUAUCCGAGUUCUUCUACCGUGGCACUUACACCGACUUUUCCGAUUGCUUUACAAACAAAAAGGAAGAUCUUCGAGAAGUCAAGUUUUCAUCACCAAGCUUGGCUAACCUCCUUCUGUCAAAAGAAUGGAUCACCUGGAACGAGUCUGUGGAAGUCGAAGAGCUAGCCGAGAAGACACUGUUCUUCGAGCUUGAUACUCAUUCAACAUUCAAGGCCAAGGGUGUAUACUCCCGCCUUCGCACAAUUGGUAAGGUCUUCGCGACUUCCAAGGGCAUGAAGGGCAUGGAUGAAAUUGCGACUGUUCACUAUGACUCGCUCUCUGCGUCUACGACCAACUCCACGACCAAUCCAGUGCUGGGAUACCUCGAGCGCCACGGUAAAAUCGCCAGCAAGCGUGUGCCGCUUGAGCGUCCAGUCUGCCUCGAUAAUGCCGAAGACGGCUUCACCUUCUCUGCCCCUGCAAGCAACGCCGAGUACUCAAGGAUUAGUCUAGACUAUAAUCCCAUCCACGUCUCGCCUGCCUUUGCCAAGUAUGCCGGCCUCCCGGGUCCCAUCACGCAUGGCAUGCACACUUCAGCAAUCAUCCGCUCCAUCGCCGAAAUGCGCUGCGCUGAGAAUGAUCUGGGAUCUAUGCGCAAUUUCUCGGCUAGGUUUGUUGGCAUGAUCCGAGGUGGCGACAGUAUCGAAGUGCACCUUGACCAUGUAGCCAUGCUUGGCGGAAACAAGAUCAUCAAGAUUGAGGCGCGCAAUGCAGCAAGUCAAGAAAAUGUCUUUGUUGGAGAGUGCGAGAUCGAGCCUAUUGAGACAGCAUACAUCUUCACCGGCCAGGGAAGCCAGGAGAUGGGCAUGGGCAUGGAUCUGUACGAGACAUCGCCUGCUGCGCGUGAGGUCUGGGAUCGUGCUGACAAGCACUUUGAUGAGACAUACGGUAAGUCUUCCACCAUUGACGCUAUUCGACAGAUAUAUACUAACAAGACAAAAGGGUUCCGCAUCUCUGAUGUUGUCCGCAAGAACCCGAAAGCCCUCACCGUCCAUUUCGGUGGUAAGCGUGGUGCUGCUAUCCGUCAGAACUACAUGCGCAUGACAUACGAGGCUAUCAGCAAGACGGGUGUUAGGGAGACCAAGCGCUUCUUUGAUAUCACUUCCACGACUCCGAGCUAUACCUACCGUCAUCCCAAGGGUCUUUUGUUCUCGACCGAGUUCGCUCAGCCCGCGCUGACCGUCACAGAAAAGGCUGCCUUCGAAGACAUGGCAGAUCGCGGACUUGUGUCGGAUAAGAGCAAGUAUGCUGGCCACUCGCUCGGAGAGUACGCUGCUCUCUGCGCCAUCGCGGACAUGAUGCCACUUGAGCAAAUCCUGUCCAUCGUCUUCUACCGCGGCCUAAGCAUGCAGGUUGCUGUUGAGCGUGACGAUGAAGGGCGCAGCGAGUUUGGUAUGAUGGCCGUCGACCCUUCACGCGUAACAAAGGGCUUCAACGUCGACAAGCUCGAAGCCACCGUGAAAGCGAUCGCCAAAGAGUCUGGCUCGCUCCUUGAGAUCGUGAACUACAACGUCCAAGACAAGCAAUACGUCUGCGCCGGCACGCUGCGAAAUAUGCAAGCCCUCACACUUGUUUGCAACGACCUUUCUGCAAACACCACGCCGCCGCCAACCCUCGACUCGCUCAUCACCCGCCACGUCGCCAGCCUAGCGAACUCGGACGCAACCACCAUCUCCCUCGACCGCGGCAAGGCUACAAUUCCCCUUGCUGGAAUCGACGUGCCUUUUCACUCGUCUUUCCUGCGACCCAACCUCGCAGCGUUUAGGGAAGUGCUUGAGCAGAACAUCCGCAAGGACUGGAUGGAUCCUGAGAAGCUGAUUGGUCGCUACGUGCCUAAUGUUACAGCGAAGCCUUUUGAUAUUAGCAAAGAGGCUUUUGAAGAUGCGUAUAAGGCUACGGGAAGCGAGAGACUGAAACUUGUGUUGGAUAAUUGGGUUGGGGAGGUUGGUGCAAAGGCAUGA
Molecule: messenger RNA, 5925 nt
Organism: Parastagonospora nodorum SN15
Lineage: Eukaryota; Fungi; Ascomycota; Dothideomycetes; Pleosporales; Phaeosphaeriaceae
Exons: 4
Coding region: 1-5925 (1974 amino acids)
Biological process (GO): long-chain fatty acid biosynthetic process
Cellular component (GO): fatty acid synthase complex
Molecular function (GO): [acyl-carrier-protein] S-acetyltransferase activity; [acyl-carrier-protein] S-malonyltransferase activity; enoyl-[acyl-carrier-protein] reductase (NADH) activity
Source: RefSeq, a predicted model, not a curated record